AAUACAAAAAACAGACACUCAACCAAACACACGCACACACAAUCCCAACAACAAUCGAUCCCCGUUCCUCCUAUUUCAAAAAUCCGGCGACCACUCACCCUCCCUCCAUCUGCUAUAUCCGGCGGCGGGCCUGCAUAUUUGUUUUAUGAGAUUGAUCAAACCCAAUUUGUUAACAUUAGUGUGCUUGAAAGAAGUAUUACUUAUACAACAAUGACUUCGUCUACCAAACUUCCGAAAUCCGAGUCACGAGACCUCGAAUGCCUUCCACUUAAACAACGUUUGAAGAUGUUACAUGCUAAACAACAAAAACAACUCAUAUCCCAAAACAUCAUAUAUCCAAAUGUUGCUGUUAACAAGGAAGACGGUUUUCGCAAUUCCCGCGGUUUUCAAUAUGAUCAAGAUGACAGUGAGGGAAGGUCUAACAGUGCCUCAUGCAAACAGAGUCAGCAUGGCACCACUCAUACUGUUAGGACGCCCCCCUUGCAUGCCAGAAUGCUAUCACACAAAUUAGAGAAGGAGUGUACUACUGCUGAAGAUGAAUCUGUAGUUCAGUUGCUGAACUGCCAAUGCCCUUCUAGUACUGAUGAUAAUGAAAUGUCCGAUGAUUUCUUUGAGGAUUUUGAUCAUGUUGUGCUGAAAGAACGACAGAGAAUGCUGCUAUCUAGGAAAUUGGUGGGAUCUAGCAAACCAGUAAUGGAGUAUACCACGGUAAACCCUUCUACAAAAUCGGCUGACUUGAGUUUGCCAAGUGCUGGAAUAGGAAGUGGUGGAUGGGACAUUUGUGGAAUAAGAUCUGUAACGGGAGGAAAUGACACUAUUGAAAAAUGUGAUGGAAAUGUUUAUGCCUCUUGUGAUACUUUGGAGUCUCAUCUGCUAAAUGACAUUACUACUGAUGCUCCUACAUGGAUUUAUCGACAUCAAGAAGAUACAUUAACAUUUUCAAAUAACGACAAGAAUGUUCAUGGAGCCGAGUCAUGUUCUGGUAGAAGUAUUAUUAAUAAACAGUGUUUGCUGUCAAGUUACUGUGAGACUGAUCGUACUUUAGCCUCUCAACCUGUUCCAAAUGUUAAGGUUGAGCCAUUAGAUGGGGUAGAAAUUUCAAACAGAAAAGCUCUAGAUUGCCCCUGGAUAGGAAACCAAAUAUCCGUAAAAAGUGAACAUGUAAACAAUACUAAAGUUUUUGAAGAUAUUAUAGAUCACAUGAUGCUUGGAGAUAGGUUGAGAUUGUUGGCAUCGAGAACAUAUUCCAAGGCUACUUUCUCUAAUAAUGUUGACAACUCAACGACAUUUGUGCGUGCUGGCAAUGACCAUAAGCCUACUCAUUUUAAGUCUUCUAAGCCCUUCCUGAGGAAAAUGCCACGCAAAAGGAGAAGAACUGUCACGGACUCAAUUGAAACAGCAUUGGAGGAAGAUGCACCUGGACUCCUACAGGUGUUAGUUGAGAAAGGGGUUUUACUUGAUGAAAUUAAACUCUAUGGAGAAGGAGAAGGCGAGGAAGCAUUGGACGAAUCACUGGUUGCAGAGAGCUUUUCAGAACUGGAAGAUGUGAUAACCAAGAUUUUCUCUCAACACCAAUCAUUUUUUAAGCUUGCUCCAGUAAGGGGUGUGAGAGGAGAAAAAGCUAGUUACUGCUUGGCUUGCCUUAUUUCACUUGUAGAGCAGGCACGAUACUUACGUAUUAGAAAGUCGCCAGUUGAAUGGGGUUGGUGCCGGGACCUCCAGUCCUUCAUAUUUGUAUUUGAAAAACAUAACAGAAUAGUGCUGGAGCGUCCUGAAUAUGGAUUUGCAACAUACUUUUUUGAAUUGGUUGAUGCCUUACCUGUACACUGGCAGAUCAAUCGAUUGGUCACCACUAUGAAGCUUACUAGCUGUAGCAGAAUUACUCUGAUUGAAAAUAGAGCACUGACGGUUGGGGAUGAUCUGACCGAAGGUGAAGCUCGGGUGUUAAUGGAAUAUGGUUGGAUACCAGACAGUGGUCUAGGAACAAUGCUGAACUACUGUGAUAGAGUCGUUCAUGACAGGAAGAAUGAGUUUGAGAGUGACAGCUCAGAGUGGAGGUCAAAAAUUGCCAAAUUACUAACUGAUGGUUACAAUGGUGGAAUCAUCGUCCCAAACGAUAUCCCAAAGAAAGUUAUGGAAUAUGGUGUUGGUCAAAGCCCUCAAAUUAAGCUGGAGCAAUAGUUGAAGAUAAACAGAUCAGUUAGCAGACUUAAACAUCCGGGAGUUAUUGGCGAUCGAGGUUCAGGAUCCAUUUUGAGGCAAAUGUUGGAGCAGUGGAAUGUGUACCAUAUACCCCCUCGUGAUUCGUUCACAAGUACUUGCUUAGCUCAGUUAAUUUGUUGUGUUCUAUACUGUCUGGUUCACAGCAAUAGUAUUAAUAGAGGUGGUUUUGUGGACUUAUGAUUUAGGCAAUGGCUCGUUUUGGGUUAAUUUUAUCUUUAACGGGUUAAAUGAAUUAUUUUUUUUGGCUAAAUGGCGAACAUGUCAAAAGUUUUGAAAGUCACUUAAAGUGUCUUUAAUGCAUAUUGUAAGAAUAGCUUUUAUAAUCAUAAGCAAGGAAUUUGUUAUACAUUUACAAGUAAAGAAAAAUAACUGUCGAGUGUUUGUGGUAUGUACUAAAGAAAUGACCCCGUUUCAACCUGUUACCCAAUCGUACCCAGCUGCUAUUUUUCUCACCUCUAAUUAUAAUUUUAAUGUAGAGAGGAAUGAUAUGUUUACCCCCUCAUGACUUUUUGCAGAGCUUUUGCUCUAGUAUAUGCUCACUGCCUUGCCCUCUGUCAAACUUCAUAUGCUGUUCAGUGUUCGUUUUUACGAACAUUAGUAGAAGAUUCUUGAUUUGCAUCAAGAUGUAGAAGAUGGCAAAAACAAUCGUGAAAGUAUGACAAAUUUUGAUCCUCAGAAGAUGGCAAAAACAAUCGUGAAAGUAUGACAAAUUUUGAUCCUCAUAGACCCACAUUUCUUCAAUGUGCUCUGCAGUUUCUAGUCCAGUUUUGGAAAAUUAGAACAUUUGUAAUAUCCUUAUGUGAAGAAGUUAUUAGAUAUGGGAGAUGUGGUACCCUGUCAAUUGGUUGUCCAAUGUCCAUUCUUGUGUUACUUUGGUAAUGGUGGUUAUAUAUUCUCAGAAUUUAAACUUUUUAAUUAUUAGAUUAUAUCUAUAUGAAUUUUACGAGGAAA
Erigeron canadensis is the source of this 3174-nucleotide messenger RNA. RefSeq lists its product as uncharacterized. Bases 211 to 2181 code for a protein of 656 amino acids. Lineage: Eukaryota; Viridiplantae; Streptophyta; Magnoliopsida; Asterales; Asteraceae. The transcript has 15 exons. The record is from RefSeq and is a predicted model, not a curated record.